Acaulospora colombiana is the source of this 403-nucleotide messenger RNA. The record is from the annotation of a GenBank genome assembly. NCBI's taxonomy places the organism in Eukaryota, Fungi, Glomeromycota, Glomeromycetes, Diversisporales, Acaulosporaceae.
AUAUGGAGAAAUUUUGGAUAUCCAAUUGGUUCGUGAUAAAAAGACCGGGGUUUCAAAAGGAUUUGCAUUUUUGAAAUAUGAAGAUCAAAGGAGCACUAUCUUGGCCGUCGAUAAUUUAAAUAACAUUAAUCUCUUAGGGCGUACAAUAAGGGUGGAUCAUGCAAGUAACCAGACCAAAGACGGCCAGCGCAGAACUGGCAUGAACGCAGCACCGGAAAUAUUUAAAGAUGAUUCUGAAUCCUCGGCUAGCUCAGAGGACGAAUUUGCGGACAAGGUUGAUCCUGAUGACCCGAUGCGAGAUUAUCUUAUCAAAAAACUUAAAAAAGAAAAGAAAAGAGCGAAAAAACGUGCCAAGAAAGAAAAGAAAGACAAGAAGGAAAAAAAAGUGAGAAAAGAUAAAUGA